Messenger RNA from Phoenix dactylifera (date palm), 2328 nucleotides. RefSeq lists its product as uncharacterized. Lineage: Eukaryota; Viridiplantae; Streptophyta; Magnoliopsida; Arecales; Arecaceae. The record is from RefSeq and is a predicted model, not a curated record. Gene Ontology annotation, molecular function: nuclease activity.
AAUAUCCCCGUCUUGGUGGGGUUAACGAUGCGUUCGAGGGAGACGGAAAGGACGACAUCGCAAGUGGGAUGGAGGGUAUCCAUCAAAGGAGGCGUUGCAGCGAAUAGUUUGUUCGCGACCGGGGGGAUUCGAGAAUGGUCUUCGUCGCCCUUCCCCCUCAAACCCUAAUUUUCUACAGAAAUCCUUCCUCCUCCCCCUUUCUGCUCGCCAUCAAUCUCUCCUCCGCCAUUAGAAUUCGCAAAAGAAGAGACAUUGGCGCUACAUUUAGAAGCAAUGGCUCCUAUUGGAGUAGUAAUUCUCAGGAAGAGAAAUCCCUCUCUCAUCGCACCUCGAUCGUCCUUUCUUCCAGGAUUUGGUUGGGUAAAUUGGACAACUGCUUUAAGCUAUUGGUCUCGGGAAUCAUCACAUUCUCCACUCUAUUCUCGCUCAGUCCCGUGGCUGAUGCCGUCAGUGACCAGGCCUACUCCUUGACGUAUCAGUGUGAAGAUGUUGGGAGUUAUUACCACGAUGUUGAUGGGUUGAAAGGUGCUGCAUUGAUGAAGAAGCUCAAUUCCAUUGUUUCCCCUCACCUAUCACUGCCUUACAAAGAGGUGUGGGAUGCGCUCAAGUUUCUUGAUGCAGCUGAUAUUGAUAACCCAGAAACCUCCUCAGAAGUAAUUGAAAUCUACUCACUGAGACCAGUCUCGAAGCUGUUGGCAGGAAAGCCAGAAGGAUGGAACAGAGAACACUUAUGGCCUCGUUCAUAUGGCCUAACAGAUGGCCCAUCUUUAACUGAUUUACAUAAUAUUCGUCCUGCAGAUGUCAAUGUGAACUCGUCAAGGGGAAACAAGUUCUAUGGAGAAUGUGUUGCUAAAUCAACUCAUUGUUUGAUGCCAGCAAACAAUGAAGCUGCUCCUGACACUGAAACAGACAAGGAAAGAUGGGCACCACCUUUACAGGUGCGGGGGGAUAUAGCAAGAUCCCUGAUGUAUAUGGCUGUAUCUUAUGGAUUCCAUCAGCCUGAUGGGAACUCACAUCUACAGCUUUCUGAUUCCCCGAGCAUUGGAAGAAAUGAGAUGGGUCUCCUUUCUGCAUUACUACAAUGGAAUGAACUUGAUCCACCUUCAAGAGCUGAGCAGUUGAGAAAUGAGAGAAUAUGCAGGCUCUACCAGCACAACAGGAAUCCCUUCAUUGAUCAUCCAGAAUAUGCCAAUCUCAUAUGGAAGCAUGGCACUCCAAGCAGUCCAACUGUGCGCAACACCUCGCCAAAGGCUUGGAUUAAUGAGUUCCACUAUAGCAAUAAAGGCAAAGACCAAAAUGAGUUUAUUGAGAUUGUAGUUGGGCCAUCAACUGAUGCAGCAUCCCUGAAGCUUAUAUUGUAUAAUGGAAGUAACGGAAGAAUGUACAGGUCAUUGUCACUGUCAGACAAUGAAGCUUUUAGUGUCAGCAAAAGUGGAUCAGGAUUUCUCAUCUACACAGCUUUUAUUCCUAUCCAGAACGGUCCUGCUGAUGGUAUAGCAUUGCUUUCAGGCAGAGAUGGAAAACAGUUUGAAGUGUUGCAGUUUCUGUCUUACGGAGGUACUGUCAGAGCGAUGGAUGGUCCGGCAAAAGGCACUGAAUCUAUGGAUAUUAUGGUUCAAGAAACAGAAGGGUCAUCAGAACAUGAUUCAUUAGGAUUGACAGGUCAGAAGCUUGGAGAGUACAAAUGGUUAAAGUUCACUGGAGAUGCAACCCCAGGAGAGCCAAAUAUUGGGCAGAGGCUGUAGGACCUUUAUUUCACCAGAUAUUAGCACAAGUCAGGUGUCGUCACUGGUUUAUCUAAUGAUAAUAAGAUAUUGCUAUUGGUGUACACUAUCCUCGGUUAACAAUUAAUCAAGCUGGAGCCUGGGACAUAACCUGCCAAAGUUGUUCUUUAUCUGGCUAUGUUGCUUCCUCAUGUUGGUUGGAAAUGAACUAGAAUACAGAUGUCUCAUUUGAUAAAAGGAUGGUGGUUUCUCUCCUGAUCAUAGCCAAGAAGAAAAGAAACUUAUGGCCACAUUGAAUAGAUUCAGGAAAAUUGGAGAUUGGCCAGGAAUCCUGCAUCAUCAUCGUGGAUGUAGGGAUACAGCGGGUAGUCUUUACUUUGUUUUUUCAGUCUGAGGAUGAUGGUUUGAUUCUCGGACAUUCAGCGUUCCCUUAUGCAAGUAUGCGAUCUCUUGUUCCUUUCUGUCCCCUCCCUUGAAAUGAGAUUGGGAAAUGGCAUGUCUUUGUGACCAAAGUUUUAUCUUUUAAUGCGUAUCUCUUGCUCUGGCAACAUUGUUUCUCUCACUAUUUUCAGAUUUUAAUCAUAAUAUUCAUUUAUGAUAAUGA